UGCUGCUGCUCCUUGCGUGCCAUUGUAUACUGUCCCAAUACAGCUUGAUCAUGGCCGCCAACACACGCGCAGCGAUGCGCUUACUGUCGCCGAGGAUCCAGUGCCUGCAGCGACCGGCGAGAUGCUCGCAGAUCCGCCAUGCCUCGUCGCGCUACAGCAAUCCGGGCAAGAGAGCCUUCACAGCUGCUCCCGCGCAAGCACCUUCGUUUGCGGGCGAGGUGGAACAGCAGGUACCGGCCGUGGAGCUGGACGCCGGGUUGCGACCUCAGCUGAGCAUGCGCGAUCAGUAUCUGGCGGAGGAGGAGAGGAAACAGUAUCACUUGCGCCGCAUGCGAUUCGCCGGCAUGGGCCUACUUUUGACAUUGGCGGGAUUGACCAUUACCCUGUCCAAUCUGGAUCUUGAGCAGAUGGAAUCAUCAGAGAAAAAUAGGCGGGGACAACAGCUAGAUGCGGGCGACAAGGACGACAAGACAUUCCAGGGCAAGAGCGUGACCAUUAUUGGAGCAGGUGAGGGCAAGAGGAUAGUAGCCCAAGGACAAGGAGAAGAGAUUGAGCUUGUCGAAACUGGCACAUCAAGUGUUCCUCACUUCCCUCGAACAAUUUACCUUCCUACAAAUCAAGAGUCCAAGCCCAAAUCUGAUCCUCUCGGUAACAUUGACAUCACGCAGCCCAAUGCGGGCGCCAAUCUAGGCAACAUCUCCAACCAAGAACAAUAUACCCUCGUAGGACUCGGUAUUCGCACGGUCUCCUUUCUUUCAAUUCAAGUCUACGUGGCAGGACUCUACAUCCGGACCCAAGACAUCGCAACCCUCCAACAACGCCUCAUCAAGGAUGUUAACGAAACAGCUUCAACUCUCAUUCCCUCCGAGAAAGAUCAACUCCGCCAACGUCUUGUAGACCCCUCCGCAAGCCGCGAAAUCUGGAUUGACCUCCUCCAAGUCCCCGGCAUCAAGACCGCCUGGAGGAUAGCUCCCACCCGCAACACAGAUUUCGGCCAUCUCCGCGACGGCUGGAUAACAGGAAUCUCCAACCGCACUCGUGAGUUCAAGGCCAUUGCCCGCGGCGCCGAAACAGAGUACGACCACGAAGACUUUGGGAAAUCAGUCAGCGAUUUCAAGAACAUCUUCACUGGCGGCAAAGCUCCCAAAGGCAGCGUCAUGAUCCUAUCGCGGAACAACAAUGGCGCGUUGGAUGUCUGGUUCCAAGAGAAGCCUGGUGCGCAAGGGAAGGAAAAGGAAGUGCAACAUUUAGGAAAAGUGGAUGACGAGAGGAUUGGAAAGCUGAUUUGGUUGGGUUAUCUUGGUGGGGAGAAAGUGAGCAGUGAGCAGACGAGGAAGGGCGUCGCAGAGGGUUGUGUGGCCUUUGCGAGUCGGCCAAUUGGGAGUGUGGAAGCCAUGGUGAACUGAGCAGAGCUUAGCCCAAGAUGUGUGUGCUUCUAUGUAUGAGUACGGAUGGACACUGAUGAUGCAAAAUAUGCACAGAGUGUAGAACGAGCUUUCUGGCUGGAGGCAGAAUGGUCGGAUAUGCGAAUGUGGUUUCGACUAUUCAGACACUAGAUCGCAAAAGGCUUGCGAGAACGAGGUGUACGAGGAGACAUGUACAGGUUUUCAUCGAAAAUUUGAUUCGAACACAUAUACCGAACACCAAGAGAACUACAUAGGCAUCAGAAGCACUUUCUCGACA
Molecule: messenger RNA, 1683 nt
Organism: Cercospora beticola
Lineage: Eukaryota; Fungi; Ascomycota; Dothideomycetes; Mycosphaerellales; Mycosphaerellaceae
Product: chalcone isomerase domain-containing protein
Molecular function (GO): intramolecular lyase activity
Source: RefSeq, a predicted model, not a curated record